Messenger RNA from Linderina pennispora, 900 nucleotides. Its product is annotated as chitinase. Gene Ontology annotation, molecular function: chitinase activity. Gene Ontology annotation, biological process: carbohydrate metabolic process. The transcript has a single exon. Gene Ontology annotation, cellular component: extracellular region. The annotation marks the transcript as partial. The record is from RefSeq and is a predicted model, not a curated record. Lineage: Eukaryota; Fungi; Kickxellomycota; Kickxellomycetes; Kickxellales; Kickxellaceae.
AUGGGGUUUGCCAGGCUAAUAUACGUAGCGCUUUUCUGUCCAUCCCUCAUUUCGCCCACCACGGCGUUCGACCUCUCUUGCAACACAAACUAUGUAUCAUACUACGGACAGAAUUCAGCGCGCAAUCAGAAAUCCUUAGGCGCCUACUGCCAAGACGCCAUUGAAGAUGUCAUUGUGCUGUCCUUUAUGGAUGGCUUUCCAAACAUCGACUUGAACUUUGCUAACGCAUGCGAGACGACAUUCGACAGCAGCCACAUUCUGCACUGUCCAAACAUGGCUGCUGAUAUAAAGUCCUGCCAGUCAGGAGGUAAGGUGGUGCUGCUGUCGCUUGGUGGGGCGUCUGGUGCGUACAGUUUCUCGAGCGACGAGGAUGGGAGAGGUUUUGCCGAGACUGUCUGGAACAAGUUCUUUAGGGGCUCUGAUCCUCAGCGCCCCUUCGAUGAUGCUGUUCUUGACGGCAUUGAUCUUGAUAUUGAAGGCGGCAGCACCACGGGAUAUGCUGCCUUUAUUGAGCAGCUGCGCUCGCACUACAAAUCGGAUCCAAGCAAGAGAUAUUACAUUGCAUCAGCACCACAAUGCCCAUUCCCAGACGCAUAUCUUGGCCCCGUUCUAAACUCUGCCUGGUUCGACAUGGUGUUUGUCCAGUUCUACAACAACUACUGCAGCCUCAAUGCGUUUCCCAACUGGUUCAAUUUCAACGACUGGGAUAACUGGGCCAAGACCCAGUCUGUGAACAAGGGUGUCAAAGUAUUCAUUGGCGCCCCCGGUGCAUCAUCUGCCGCGUCAUACGGAUAUGUCGAUGGAGCCACAUUGCAGAGAAUAUACGAGUCUGUGCGAGCAACCUACUCGAGCCUUGGUGGCGUCAUGACCUGGGACGUCAGUCAAGCACGCACUAGUGGC